UUCACCAUCAGAGAGGAUGUGGCUCCCAGUAACCAGGUCUGGUACAAGGCUAAUGCCACAGGCAAUGACAGCCCAGAUGAUUACGUCAGCUACUCCUUGUCUCCAUCAACUCAUUUUACAAUAUCUAAAUGUGAGUGUCUUGUAAAGAAUAUGGUUAUAAGGGCAGAUUUCCAACAUUUUUAUCUCCUAGCAAGUUUAAGUUAAGUACUUGCAAACUCUACCCCCACCACACCCCCAAUAUAAAUAAAUUUUAAUUAAUAAAAUAAUCUAUAUGAAAUCAUUAUGAUGCUAUUCAAAUUAAGUUCAAUAAUUUUUGAAAGUUUUGAAGAGCAUGUACUUCAUUCUAUUUGUGCCUCAGAUUUAUCCUCAAUCUGGUUUCUCACAAUCUUAACACACAGACAUUCUAUUUUCUCCUCAUCUUUGAGGCUUGAGUCCUGCUGAGUGAUUCGUUGUUAAGGAUAGAACUUAACCUGAUUAUAACAGUCCAAUUGAAAUUAAGGAUUGGAGAUAAAUUAUCGUCUUCUACAAAUUAACCUUUUAAGAGGCAACAUUUUGUUUUUGAAAGUUCACUGUCGUCAAUUUUUAAUUUUUUUUAAAAGGAAUGCUAAUAGUUAAAUUCUCAUAAGCUUGUUUUGAGUCUUGGUAACAUUUAAAUAGCAAGAUAGCUUUUCUUAUCUGUCAUGAAAAUUUACUGAGCAAUGAUUUUUGUUAUUUGAUCCUCUUCUUGAUUAGUGACUGGUGAAAUAUUCCUGAAAACUCUUGCUCCGGACUACGAGGUUUAUGGGCCGCUGUAUGCUCUAAAAGUUUGUGCUGAAGACACACCUAACCCCACAGCUUUCACAGCCUGUCAGAACAUCAGUGUCACUAUCAUUGAUGUCAACGACAUGAUGUAG
Molecule: messenger RNA, 893 nt
Organism: Lymnaea stagnalis (great pond snail)
Lineage: Eukaryota; Metazoa; Mollusca; Gastropoda; Lymnaeidae
Source: the annotation of a GenBank genome assembly